CAUUAUUUCAUUCCUCCAGAACUGGGACUGAGGCGAUAGAGAAGCACCUGCUGAAAGCAGACGCACUCUUUUCCUAAAAACGCCUUCAAUAUGUUACGGAUUUGAAAGCAUUUUCCUUUACACGGUGGAUGAAGAUACAUUGUCGUGGAGAUGCAACAGUUUAAGAUUUUAUCGAUUUGUCUCAUUUCCCUUUUAUGUGGUUUGACGAUUGGAGCGUCUCCCAGUGUUCAAAUUGGGGGGCUGUUUCCGAGGGGAGCCGAUCAGGAGUACAGUGCAUUUCGGAUAGGGAUGGUUCAGUUCGGAACGGCUGAAUUUAGACUGACGCCUCACAUCGACAAUCUGGAAGUAGCCAACAGUUUCGCGGUGACCAACUGCUUCUGUUCUCAGUUCUCAAGAGGAGUAUAUGCUAUUUUUGGAUUUUAUGACAAGAAGUCGAUGAACACAAUAACAUCGUUCUGCGGGACACUUCACGUUUCCUUUAUCACACCCAGUUUCCCUCUGGAUGGAAAUCAGCAGUUUAUCAUUCAGAUGCGGCCGGACAUCAAAGGGCCCCUUCUGAGUCUCAUUGAGUAUUACAAAUGGGACAAGUUUGCCUACCUGUACGACAGUGAUAGAGGACUCACCACACUUCAAGUUGUACUGGACACAGCAGCUGAGAAGAAAUGGCAGGUGACUGCCAUCAAUGUGGGAAAUAUGAAGGACGAGAGAAAGGAUGAAGCAUAUCGCUCACUCUUUCAAGACCUAGAAAAUAAGAAGGAACGGAGGGUCAUUCUUGACUGCGAACAGGACAAGGUUAAAGACAUUAUGGAACAGAUCAUAACUAUUGGCAGGCAUGUGAAGGGAUAUCACUACAUCAUUGCAAACCUGGGUUUUGUGGAUGGAGAUCUAACAAAAAUCCAAUAUGGUGGAGCAAAUGUGUCUGGCUUUCAAAUUGUGGAUUUUGAUGACCCUCUGGUGUCCAAAUUUGACCAGCGCUGGGAAGCUUUAGAGGAAAAAGAAUAUCCUGGAGCAGACAGCAAGAUAAGGUAUACUUCAGCAUUGACCUAUGAUGCAGUUCAAGUGAUGACUGAGGCCUUUCGCUACCUGCAUAAGCAGCGCAUCGACAUCUCCCGUAGAGCAAACAAUGGAGAUUGCCUGGCAAAUCCUGCUGUUCCAUGGGCACAGGGGGUUGAGAUAGAACGAGCCCUAAAACAGGUGAGAGUUGAUGGUCUCACUGGUAACAUUCAGUUUGACCAAUAUGGAAAGAGGGUCAAUUAUACUGUCAAUGUCAUGGAACUGAAAAGCAAUGGUCCAGUUAAGAUUGGCUACUGGAAUGAAGUUGAUAAAAUGGUUGUGACAAAGUCUGAUCUCUUCCCAAAUGAUACAAUGGGGCUCGAAAACAAGACUGUGAUUGUCACUACAAUUCUAGAAGCACCGUAUGUAAUGCUGAAGAAGAAUGCCGACCUCUUUGUGGAUAAUGAAAGAUAUGAGGGUUACUGUGUGGACUUGGCAGCUGAAAUUGCAAAGCAUUGCGGGUUUAAAUAUCAGCUGAAAAUAGUUGGAGAUGGCAAAUAUGGAGCCAGAGAUGCAGAAACAAAGAUUUGGAAUGGAAUGGUUGGAGAGCUGGUUUAUGGGAAAGCGGACAUAGCAGUGGCUCCAUUGACCAUCACUUUAGUCAGAGAAGAAGUCAUUGACUUCUCCAAACCAUUCAUGAGCCUGGGCAUCUCUAUCAUGAUCAAGAAGCCUCAGAAGUCCAAGCCCGGUGUGUUCUCCUUUCUGGACCCUCUGGCCUAUGAAAUCUGGAUGUGUAUUGUGUUUGCCUACAUUGGCGUGAGUGUGGUGCUCUUCCUGGUUAGCCGUUUCAGUCCAUACGAGUGGCACACAGAGGAAUAUGAGGACGGACAGAUUCAGACCAAUGAGUCAACCAAUGAGUUUGGGAUUUUCAACAGCCUUUGGUUCUCUCUUGGAGCUUUUAUGAGACAAGGCUGUGAUAUCUCACCAAGGUCUCUUUCUGGCCGGAUAGUUGGUGGAGUCUGGUGGUUUUUCACCCUGAUCAUAAUUUCAUCCUACACGGCUAAUUUGGCUGCAUUCCUGACAGUAGAGAGGAUGGUGUCUCCUAUUGAAAGUGCAGAAGAUUUAGCAAAACAAACCGAGAUUGCUUACGGAACUCUAGAUUCUGGCUCAACAAAGGAGUUUUUCAGACGUUCCAAAAUUGCUCUUUUUGACAAAAUGUGGACGUACAUGAAAAGUGCAGAACCCUCUGUAUUUGUCAAGACAACGGCAGAAGGUGUGAUGCGAGUGAGAAAGUCCAAAGGGAAGUACGCCUACCUGCUGGAGUCGACCAUGAACGAGUACAUCGAGCAGCGCAAACCCUGCGACACCAUGAAGGUCGGAGGAAACUUGGACUCCAAGGGCUACGGCAUCGCCACCCCCAAAGGAUCCUCAUUAAGAAAUGCGGUUAACCUCGCAGUACUAAAACUGAAUGAGCAAGGCCUGUUGGACAAAUUGAAAAACAAAUGGUGGUACGACAAGGGAGAAUGCGGCAGCGGGGGAGGUGAUUCCAAGGAGAAGACCAGCGCUCUCAGCCUGAGCAAUGUGGCUGGGGUCUUCUACAUCCUAGUCGGCGGUCUGGGUCUGGCCAUGCUGGUGGCACUGGUCGAGUUCUGUUACAAGUCCCGGGCCGAAGCCAAGCGCAUGAAGGUGGCAAAGAAUGCACAGAAUAUUAAUCCCACUUCCUCGCAGAAUUCACAGAAUUUUGCCACUUAUAAGGAAGGGUACAACGUGACCUUUUCGGACGCCAUGAGGAGCAAAGCAAGGGUUUCAAUAACUGGGAGUACUGGCGAGAAUGGACGUGUGAUGAGUCCUGAAUUCCCCCAAGCAGUACAUGCGGUGCCCUUUGUUAGACCUGGUGUGGGAAUGAACGUCAGUCUAACUGAUCUCUCCUGAUUGAUAAGAACCUGCCGAGUGCCUUACACAAUGGUUUUCAAUAGAGCGUGUUCUGUUCUCUUUCCGGUUUCUCCCGCUCCCCUAUCUCCUGCCUUUCUUUGUGGCUGAAUGGAGGAUGGAGGCCUCAUUUGAUGUCAUAAUCCUUUCUUGGCCGUUUAUAACAAAAGAUGCACUCUCCUAUUGGAAUUACACCAACUAACACAAAGACACUCACUUAUCGAGCUGAUGACAUCUAUCUCCCUGUAACGGAUAUUUUCGAUGACAAACUUGACAACCUUAAAGCUCACAGAAGUUCUGCAAAGUGCUUCAAAUGGAUAAAGUCUGUCUGUUUUGGUAGCUGACGCCACCCGAUGUCUGUUUCAGCUCAAGCACACUUUACAUUGUCUGUUUUAUUAAGAAAACAAACGAAAACGUCUAUGGAAAAAGUAUUUUUAUGUAUUUUCACAAAAAUGGCUUUUAAAUAAAUCUGCUUACAUACUUGUACCAGUUAAACUUGUAAACCAUAAUCUCUACAUACUUUUAAGAGCUUAGCUACUAGUUUCACUUUUUAAUGCCAAAUAUGUUGCUUAUAUUGUAAUUUAUUAGUCUGAUAUAUUCAUUAACAUUUUGGUGUUAAUAUGAAAUAUCUAGCAACGCUUGACUUUGAACUCUGUUUGAAAAGUGGGUGCCGCAGUUAUGUUUUCUUACUUUCAUCGACUCGUUUGGUUUUGAGAUUUGUUCGUAUUUUUGUUUUUUAAUUAUCGGGGUAGCGAUUAUUAUAAUAUUAAAAAAGAUACAAUGUUUACAAAACGAACAUAAAAAAGAUUAAAAAAAAACAAACAAAAAAAGAAAGGUACCUAUUGUUAUUAUUGCAUAUGUUUUGCUGUGUAAUGAAUAGAAGCAUACACAUCAACAAAAUGCUCUGUUAAAAAUGCCAAAUAAUUAAGUGUGCCAAAAUUAUUGACAAAUAUAGUCUUAUAUUAAUCUGUCAUCAAUGUGAAUGUAGUCAAUACAUUCUGUAAGUUUUCUUACUAAGUGUACAGUUGGAUACACAGUGGUUUAUCAAGGAUUUUACUUUAUUUAUUAGUAGUAUAUAUACUUUGAGAUUGUAUGCCUUUUAUUUUACUCUUUAUCUUGCAUUUGUUUUCAUUUUUAUAGUAAAAUUACACAACAUCCAGUUAAAAAUAUAUAUUCUUUCAUAAGAGAGACAUUUCUUAUUACAAGUAUCUGUGUUUAUCAUUAAGUAGAUACAGAUAGUAUUUAUUAGAUACAAAACAAUCUUUUGUUUUAUAAUGAUGACAGCUAAUGAGAGUAUUUGUUAAAAAAAAUCAACGGGCAUAACUAAAUAUUGCAAUAAGCCAAGAAGACAGGGAACAUUUGUAAUCCCAGAUACACUUAGGUACAAUUUUGUAUUAUUUUUAUUUUCCCUAUUUUCUCUUCCCCAGCUUUUCUUAAAUUAUAGGCUAGAUACUGAAUUAGAACAGAUACUGGAUAUCACUUUGAGUUUGGUCAUAAAAUAUAUAUUCACUUUAAGUUGAACAAGUCCAUGUAAUUUGAAGGGCCGCUCUCUCUCUCUACCAUUUUGUAAAUGAAUGUGUGCCAACUUGUUUAUUUUUUGGGAUUCUUUCUAAAUAAAAACUGACUAAUA
This is a messenger RNA of Misgurnus anguillicaudatus (oriental weatherfish), 4552 nucleotides long. RefSeq names its product glutamate receptor, ionotropic, AMPA 2b (gene gria2b). Gene Ontology annotation, biological process: monoatomic ion transport. Gene Ontology annotation, cellular component: membrane. The record is from RefSeq and is a predicted model, not a curated record. Gene Ontology annotation, molecular function: ligand-gated monoatomic ion channel activity; signaling receptor activity. NCBI's taxonomy places the organism in Eukaryota, Metazoa, Chordata, Actinopteri, Cypriniformes, Cobitidae.